Trypanosoma conorhini is the source of this 1356-nucleotide messenger RNA. RefSeq lists its product as uncharacterized. The coding region runs from base 1 to 1356 and encodes 451 amino acids. Lineage: Eukaryota; Euglenozoa; Kinetoplastea; Trypanosomatida; Trypanosomatidae. The record is from RefSeq and is a predicted model, not a curated record. The transcript has a single exon.
AUGUCGUUCAAAGUCUGUCUUGUCACCUGUGGUAUCGCUCUUCUCUCCUGCGUCCUGCUAGCCGCGUUCGAUUCUUGGCUGCGCUGCGACGACGUCUUUGGGACCGACGGGCAAGAACAUCUCGGCGUGUUGCGCAAUGGCGAUGCCGGUCUCAUUGACGCCGUGGCAAACGGAGGUCUUUUUUUGCAACAGGGCGCGCCUCAAACGUCUGGGGGCGGCAACGCUUCAACCGAUACUCGCAGCGCGCCUUUAGCCGUCGACGUGGAUAGAAACUACGUCGUGGCGGUGAUUGUGAUGGGCGCCCCGCCUCUGCCUGAGGGGGUUAUCAGCGGCACCACCAAGGCGCGGCUCCUGCACGGUCUUCGCACCGCACUCUUGGCGGGGGCGCCGUGGGUUAUUGUUCCAGGCGGCGAAGGAGAGCGGAGAAGCGCUGAACAAUUUCUCUGGAGCUUGGAGCACCCGCCGGUGGCGCUCUUUCCUGACGCCAUGCUCUCGGAGCUGCCACCCAAGCUGCAGAGGCUUGCAGAGCAGAUGCGGGACUCGAUGUCGUUCGACACGUCGCUCAAGAGCUGGAUUCGGCGGGGGCGGGUAGUGAAGCGUCUCUCGCAUCCCUCGCCAGGCGACGAGGCGACGAGGGCGGAGGACAUGUCAUCCCCGCGUCUGCUGCGCUACGGCGCUGCCGAGUGGAUUAUUCCCGGCUUUCUCUGGGGCGACCCCGAUGACGUGGGUGGGGCUGAAGCGAGGACAGGCGCAGAGCAGGCGGUGAUGCUGCUGCAGCGGCGGCUUUUUGAGGCGCAUGCCGAUUUUCUGAACGAAAGCAAGCAGGAGCGACGGACGGAACAGCAACUGCAGCCGCGCCACGGUUGCUUUAAUGUGAUUGUCGUGAGUAGCAUGCACAAUGAGCGGUACUCCAGGGCGCUGGUGUACAAGACCAUGCGUCGUGACUGGGUGCUGUGGUCCACGUCGCUGGGCGCCCCGCCGUGGUCACCACCGCAAACGAAGCCACAGCAGCGGCAACAGACCUCCGUCGACUGUCUUCACGUGCUUGUGACAUCUGCCGACGACGCGGAGCCCACGUGGAACGUGCCGUCGCCACUGUUUGUUCCAGGGCCGAUAAAGUCCAUGACGAACUUCUCCCUGCAGUCCAGUCUCCUGGCGCGUUUUCUGGGCGUCUACGCGCACGCAAUCCACGCGAACUACCGGCGUUGGUUCGCCUGCCUGCAGGUUAGCCUGCUGUCGUACCGCACCCUCAGCCUCGUCAACGAGAUAUGCAGGGUUAUUCUGGCGCACUUAACCGAGACCCUCUCGGAGCGGGACCUCGCGUACUCCGCCUUCGACAAACCGACGGAAGGUUGA